AUGUCAUUACUGAGGCUGCUCCUUUUGGUUCUGCUAAUGGGGAAGGGAGACUCUGUGUGCCGACUGCAAGGCUCAGCACAACCGCCUGAGCUGUUCCAAGAUGGCAACCUUGUUAUAGGAGGCAUUUUUUCAUUUCGCACAAUGCAGGAUUAUGUAAUUAACACAUUUCAGACAAUCCCAGGAGUACGGGAAUGUAAAAACUUCAAUAUAAGAGAAUUCAAAUUUUCUCAAGCAUUGAUUUUUGCUAUAAAUGAGAUCAACAAAAAUCCUGUGAUGCUCCCUAAUGUUAAACUUGGCUACAGUAUCUAUGAUAACUGUGGAACCAUGGAUAUACUGAGAGCUUCACUGGCACUGGUGAGUGGACUAAACAAAGAAGUCAGUGACGACAACUGCACCAAAGCUCAAACGGUGCAAGCUAUCCUAGGGCAUUCAGGAUCAGAACCAACUAUUGCAUUUACAAAAGUUGUUGGAAGGUUUCACAUACCUGUGAUCAGCCAUUUUGCCACCUGUGACUGUUUGAGCAACAGAAAAGAGUAUCCCACUUUUUUCAGAACAAUUCCAAGUGACUACUACCAGAGCAGAGCACUGGCAAAGCUGGUCCAGCACUUUGGAUGGACCUGGAUUGGUGCUCUUGCUGUUGAUAAUACAUAUGGCCUGAAGGGCAUGGCUUUAUUUAUCAAAGCUGCACAAGAAUAUGGAGUGUGCAUUGAGUAUUCUGAAGCAUUUUCAUCAUCGGGUCCACCUGAGAGCUUACAAAAAAUAAUAGAGAUCAUUAAGCAUGCCACUUGCAAAGUGAUCAUGGCUUUUAUGUCUCACAGGGAAAUUAAGUUGCUGGCGACUGAGAUGUACAGACAAAACAUUACAGGACUGCAGCUGGUUGGCAGUGACGCCUGGAUCACAGAUAACUCUCUGACCGACAGCGAGGGUCGCAGCAUCCUUGUGGGCUCACUGGGCUUCGUUGUGAGCAAAGCUCAGAUCCCGGGGCUGGAGGAUCACCUGAGGAAGAUCCAUCCCUCACAGUUUCCUGACAGUCAGUUUGUCAGAGAUUUCUGGGAAAAUGUGUUCAACUGCGCCCUGAAUGACUCUUCAAACACACAAAAUAAAAAGCCAUGCAGUGGCUUUGAGAGCUUGCAGAAUGUUGAAUCAUACUUCACAGAUGUUUCUGAACUGAGAUUCACUUAUAAUGUAUACAAGUCAGUUUAUGCAGUGGCUCAUGCUCUUGACAACCUGAUCAAAUGUGAGGAUGGUAAAGGGCCUUUUUUGAAUGGGACUUGUGCUGACACCAAACACAUUAAACCAUGGCAGGUACUGCAAUAUCUGAACACUGUCAAUUUCACUACAGAGGAAGGGGAAAGAGUUUACUUUGACAGUAAUGGAGACUCUCCAGCACGAUAUGAACUUGUUAACUUACAAAUGUCAGACAAGGGAACCAUGGAAGGAAUAACUGUUGGCAUUUAUGAUGCUUCUCUUCCAGAAGGUCAUCAAUUUAUAAAGAAUAACAUCCCAGUUGUCUGGGGAAAUUCACAGACCAAGGAGAUUCCUGUGUCAGUCUGCAGUGAGAGCUGUCAUCCUGGAACUCGUAAGGUCCUCCAAAAAGGAAUUCCAGUCUGUUGUUAUAAUUGCAUAGACUGUCCAGCAGGCGAGAUCAGUUAUACAAUGGAUUCAAUACACUGUAUGAAAUGCCCACCAGAGUACUGGUCCAACAAGCAACGAGAUGCUUGCAUACUAAAAGAAAUAGAAUUCUUAUCAUAUGAUGAAAUCCUGGGAUCAUUGCUAGCCUUGUUUUCCUUGCUGGGAAUUUUUCUGACUGUGAUCACAACACUAGUCUUCUACUGCCACAAAGAAACCCCUGUAGUACGAGCCAACAACUCUGAGCUGAGCUUCCUGCUGCUCUUCUCCUUGACUCUGUGUUUCCUGUGUUCUCUGACCUUCAUCGGCCGGCCCUCUGAGUGGUCCUGCAUGCUGCGACACACAGCAUUCGGCAUCACCUUUGUCCUCUGUAUCUCUUGUGUUCUGGGGAAAACUAUAGUGGUGUUAAUGGCCUUCAGGGCUACACUUCCAGGCAAUAAUGUGAUGAAGUGGUUUGGGCCUGCACAACAGAGACUAACUGUUCUUGGUUUUACUAUAUUACAGGUUAUAAUUUGCAUACUUUGGCUAACAAUCAACCCUCCAUUCCCCUUUGAAAAUAUGAACCACUACAAGGAUAAGAUUAUUCUUGAGUGUGCCCUGGGAUCAGCUGUAGGGUUCUGGGCUGUGUUAGGAUACAUAGGGCUCUUAGCGGUGUUGUGUUUUGUUCUUGCUUUUCUGGCUAGAAAACUGCCUGAUCACUUUAAUGAAGCUAAAUUUAUCACAUUCAGCAUGUUGAUAUUCUGUGCAGUCUGGAUCACCUUUAUCCCAGCAUAUGUCAGCUCUCCUGGGAAGUUCACUGUGGCUGUGGAGAUAUUUGCUAUUUUGGCCUCCAGUUAUGGACUACUUUUCUGCAUUUUUAUGCCAAAAUGUUACAUAGUUUUAUUCAGGCCUGCGCACAACACUAAAAAACACAUAAUGGCAAGGACAGCUGGUAAUGAUAUCCGUUUGUAA
This is a messenger RNA of Eleginops maclovinus (Patagonian blennie), 2580 nucleotides long. RefSeq names its product extracellular calcium-sensing receptor-like. Gene Ontology annotation, biological process: G protein-coupled receptor signaling pathway. Gene Ontology annotation, molecular function: G protein-coupled receptor activity. NCBI's taxonomy places the organism in Eukaryota, Metazoa, Chordata, Actinopteri, Perciformes, Eleginopidae. Bases 1 to 2580 code for a protein of 859 amino acids. The record is from RefSeq and is a predicted model, not a curated record. Gene Ontology annotation, cellular component: plasma membrane. The transcript is spliced from 6 exons.